UAUGACCAUAACCAAUAAUUUUUAUAGUGACUGGUAUACAGUUAGAAAUGAUUACUUCGAAUAGCUUUAUAGCAUCCUAUUUUCAUAUCGUUAAACUAGUAAGAUAUUAUUCACUGAAUUAUCUGAGGUCUCCUGAGAGUAUAAAAGAUCCUUUAAUAAGCUGUAAGCGUUCGGAUUUUAAUUAUUAUAAGAAUAACAAGGUUACAAAAUUUGAAGCGAUAAAAUUAGCUUCAAAAGGAUGGACACAUAAUAAAUCUAAAGGAGACUAUUUUAUUAUUCACCCUCAAUUGAAUAUAGAAGAGGAUACGAAACCUUUCCAUUUUCUUACGAAGAGCUUCCUAGCUGAUGCUCUUAGAAAGGAAAAAAUAUAUAGUGCUACUCCUUUCCAGGAAAAGGUAAUUGAUUAUCUUAAAACUGGAAAGCAUGCACUUGUUGCAGCUGAAACAGGUAGUGGAAAGACAAUCUCAUAUUUACUUCCCAUCAUAGAAAAAUUGAUUAAUAAUCCAGCAACUAAUGUAAACACACCAAAGGCACUUAUUUUAAUUCCAAACCGUGAAUUAGCUCUUCAAAUAGGAAAUGUAGCACAGAAGCUGUGUGAAGUUACAAAUUUAAAAAUCAAAACCAUUAUUGGAGGUAGAACUAAAAAAAUUAUGGUCAACCCUGAAUUCUCUGAAAUUGAUAUACUUAUUGGAACACCAGGGGUAAUUUCUAAAUUAAGUACUGUAGGAAUAAUUAAGUUAAAUGAUGUACAGCAUACAAUUAUAGAUGAAGCAGACACACUUUUAGAUGAUAGUUUUGAAGAAAGGGUGGCUGUAAUUUUAAAGAAGACUGUACAAAGUCAAAUAGUGUUGGUAUCUGCUACUAUUCCUAAAAACUUACCAGAGUACUUGAAACCUAUAGAGGCUGCGUUGACUCAGAUAAUCUCCCCAAAAGUGCACAUGCCAUUGUUUAACAUUAAGCAACACUUUUUACGCUUAUCAAAAACCUCCAAGCCAUCUGAACUGUUAAGUCAUGCAAAGAAAGCGAGUGCUCCAAUGAUAAUAUUUAGUAAUCGAAAUGAAACAUCCAAUUGGGUUGCAUUAUUUUUGAGAGAAAAUGGAUUAAAAUGCUCUAAUAUUAAUGGAGAUAUGAACUUCGCCAUUAGAAUACAGCAAUGGAAUCAAUUUCUUUCUGGUGAAAAUAAAAUCUUAUCAUCUACAGAUAUCUGUUCUAGAGGCCUAAAUACUGUACAAGUUAAACAUGUUAUAAAUUAUGAUUUUCCCCUCUAUGCUUCUGAUUAUAUUCAUAGGAUUGGAAGAAUUGGAAGAAUUGGCAGUCCAGCAAAUUGUAAAGUUACUAAUUUUAUUACAGGACCUAAGGAAGUACAAUUGGUUCAACAAAUUGAGAUUGCUAUUAGAACAGGCACCACUAUUCCAAAUGUGGAUGGAAAUAUUACAAAAAUUAUUCAAAGCAAGAUAAUGAGAGAAGAAAAUUAAUGAAUGAUUUAUUAAUACUUAAGUAGAAAAUAAAGUCAUUUUAUUAU
Molecule: messenger RNA, 1522 nt
Organism: Agrilus planipennis (emerald ash borer)
Lineage: Eukaryota; Metazoa; Arthropoda; Insecta; Coleoptera; Buprestidae
Gene: Dbp21E2
Product: probable ATP-dependent RNA helicase DDX28
Exons: 2
Coding region: 48-1475 (475 amino acids)
Molecular function (GO): ATP binding; nucleic acid binding
Source: RefSeq, a predicted model, not a curated record